UAAAAACGCCCCUAAGAUGUUAGAUUGAAUUCUGUUUUUCCUGACAUAACCAACAUUAGCUAGCUAGCUAGUCGGAAAGCGCACCUAAACGAGUGACAAGCCGUUUUUACCAAAGUUAACGUGUUUAACUAGUUCACAAACUCAUCAAAGGGACGUUUACCGGACUAACUACGCAGCAGUGGAUGGCCUUCUCCGGACUUGUGCAAGAGGGACACCAAUCUGAACCCAUGAAUGAGUAAUGGACCUGAACCCCUUGUGGAGCAUGUCUGCAAACACAAGCCGAAAGAGACCUGAUGAGGAGCAGGGCGGGCACGCAGACCAGAAGACCAGCCCGGCCCGAACUUCUCACAAAAAGCACCUUCCUCCUAUUCCUAAGAAUGCUGUUCCCAUUACCAAACCAGCAUCGGUGGGGACUCCAUCCCACUUGGCCAACGGCACACACGCCUCCUAUGGCCCUUUUUACCUGGAGUACUCUUUGAUGGCUGAGUUCACACUAGUGAUCAAGCAGAAACUCCCUGGGAUUUACGUCCAGCCAUCCUACAAAUCAGCGCUGAUGUGGUUUGGAGUCAUAUUCAUCAGACAUGGUUUGUACCAAGAUGGCGUCUUCAAAUUCACUGUGUAUAUUCCAGAUAACUAUCCAGAUGGGGAGUGUCCUAAGUUGGUGUUUGACACCCCAGUCUUCCACCCGCUGGUCGAUCCCGUGUCUGGAGAGCUUGACGUCAAAAGAGCUUUCACCAAAUGGAGGCGGAACCACAACCACAUCUGGCAAGUUCUGAUGUACGCACGUACCGUCUUCUACAAGAUCAACACGGCGGAGCCGCUCAACCCAGAAGCUGCAGUGCUGUACGAAAAGGAUGGGCAGUUGUUCAAAAGCAAGGUGGUGGACGGCGUUAAACUAUGCAACAGUCAUCUUUUUGACCAGCCCAAAGUAGACGAUCCCUUCGCAAUAAGUUUUUCCCCGUGGAACCCCGCUGUGCACGACGAAGCAAAAGAGAGGAUGUUCACAUUCAAAAGACGCCCGGAGGAACACCACAAGGGAGCGCAGGUGUCGGGGUUGUCGUGGGUAAAGCCUGGAUCUACCCAGCCCUUCAGCAAGGUGGACAGUCCUCAGAGCUGAAGCUGCACUGUGGGGCGGUGACCACUAGAGGGAGACUCAAACGUUGGAUAAAACGCUGCUGGCUCCUCGGCCAUGAACGUGGAAACCGUUAGGAGUGUUCUUCUCUCCGGUUUAUUUCUCAGCUUUAAAAGCUACAUAGGCGUCACCUGACAAAGCUCUAAUAAAUAUUUCUAUUUUUACUGUCUAAUUUGACGACAAAUGGAUGUCUCAGCUUCAUCAUUUAGGCUGUGGUGCUCUCGGUGCAUUUUCAUUUUGGGCAGGCAGUAAGGCAGUCCCAGAAGCACGUGGGGCAAGAGAGCAAGGCACUUUUUCUACAUGUGGACUGCAUGAUGGAGACCACUCACAGAAACCAGCUUAGGACUGUUAAUCAAACUGGGAAUGUUGUCGGUUACGGCGCUCCCUAAACACUCCAGUAGGUUCCUUUAGUCCGUUAUAAUUUAGCGUCCUUGUCUUUAUUGUGUAAACAAUUUUAGCUUCUAAUAUAAUUCUAAAUGUUUGGAAUGGUUUUCAGUGAGGUGACGCAUAAGUAGGCUCACGCAUUGUUUUGUUGGAUUUUCGAUCAUAAUUAUGAAUUUUGUUUUUGCUUGUUGUGUUUUUAGGGUUUUGUGUAAAUAACGGUUGCUGUGCUAAAGCUGGCCGCCUUCCUUUCUCCUUAAUUUUAGUUUUUAGUGAUUGAAAUCCCAACUCAAGGAGGAGACUAAAAACUCAGUGAGAAAAUUCAUUUUUAUUUUUCUAAGUCUGUUAUUCAUGUGAGCAGCUCUAAACCUUAAUGUAGGGUCAUUUACUUCCAAUCUUAAAUAUCAGAUUUCCAUUCCAGGCUGUGAAACGUGUCCCGAAUGAGGUUUUCUGAUGAGAAAUUGGGAUUAAUGGUUAAACUGGUUCGUCUACUUCCUGAUGUUGGGCUGGAUGUUUAAAAUGAUGCAAAUCUCCCGAGGAGUGACCGGAUUAGAAAGCUGCUGAAAUCUUCACACCUCUUCUGAAGGUCGGGGGACUAAUUACGACUUUUCCACGCGGUAAUUCAGGCGGCUGUCGUCAAACAUGAAUGAUGUUUUGUAUGAAAUUUAUGUCUCUGCUGCGUAAAUGACGAGGAGAGAUGAAUCUUUACUCUGAAACCAAUAAAAUAUUUAAACUAG
This is a messenger RNA of Nothobranchius furzeri (turquoise killifish), 2250 nucleotides long. It is a transcript of the gene aktip, whose product is annotated as akt interacting protein. Lineage: Eukaryota; Metazoa; Chordata; Actinopteri; Cyprinodontiformes; Nothobranchiidae. The record is from RefSeq and is a predicted model, not a curated record.